Molecule: messenger RNA, 3847 nt
Organism: Eleginops maclovinus (Patagonian blennie)
Lineage: Eukaryota; Metazoa; Chordata; Actinopteri; Perciformes; Eleginopidae
Exons: 17
Coding region: 396-3116 (906 amino acids)
Cellular component (GO): nucleoplasm; nucleus
Molecular function (GO): ATP hydrolysis activity; zinc ion binding
Source: RefSeq, a predicted model, not a curated record
CUUUUGACAACAGAUGGUGCUAAUUGGUUUUGUAUUUUUCCCACAUGGCUACAGGGAUUGUUGCCACUAGGCUACUCUCUUUCGGCAAUUUUAAUGUUUAAAUAACGUGGUUAAAAUCAUGGCACGUUGCUUUCAGAAGGAUAAUGAUAGAUGCAGUAAAGGAACAUGUCUGUAUGAAUCACAAGCACGGUCACAUAAAAAUGACAAGUUGGAUAAUACAUGUUAUACUCUCAAAUAGUAAACGUAAAUACAUCAAAACAUGCAUCAAUCACAUGUUACGUUUUGUUGCAGUAAAACGGGGAUGUUUCUUUCUCACUUCUUAUCUUACAGUUGACUUCCUUUGACAGACUUAGCCCCGAGCUCGAAACGCCCACAGCUUGUGACAGGCUGCGUGCAUGCGCGCAGAAAACACACAGGCGCGAGGCAAUCACCGUCCUGUCGCAAACAUGGCGAGGUUAAGCGAGCAUGGAAUUCGGCUGAGUUCGAUGAGUCCUUCCUUCCUGAACAGCAACUCUACUAGUCACACCUGGCCCUUCAGCGCGGUUGCAGAGUUAAUAGACAAUGCUUCCGAUCCUGGGGUAUCCGCUAAACAGAUCUGGAUAGAUGUAAUUAAAAGAGAGGAUCACCUGUGUUUAACCUUCACUGAUAAUGGUAGUGGCAUGACCCCAAACAAACUGCACAAGAUGCUUAGCUUUGGUUUUACAGAGAAGGGUUCGGGGAAGGCCAGUCAUCAGGCCAUCGGUGUGUAUGGGAACGGUUUCAAGUCCGGCUCAAUGCGUCUAGGCCGCGACGCUCUCAUUUUCACCAAGAACGGCGGCUGCCAGUCGUUGGGAAUGCUGUCUCAGACCUACCUGGAAAACAUCAAGGCCCAGGCCGUCAUUGUCCCCAUCGUCCCCUUCAACCAACAAACCAAGUCUCUCGUGGUGACUGAGGACUCGGAGGCCAGCCUGGCAGCCAUCCUCACACACUCCAUUGUCACCACCCAGGAGCAGAUACAUGAACACUUUGACUCCAUUCAAUCCAAAAAAGGCACCAAGAUAUUAAUCUGGAACAUCCGCAGAGGCAAAGAUGGCAAGACACAGAUUGACUUUGAGAGCGAUUUGACGGACUUCCGUUUGCCCGAGAUUGAUAUCACGGAGCUGAAGAAGGGUGUGAGGAACAGCAGCUCCCUGAAAGCUGAACACAACAUCCCUGACAUGCACUACAGUCUCAGGGCCUACCUCAGUAUCCUGUACUUGAAGCCCAGGACACAGAUCUUACUGAGGGGGAAGAAGAUUCUGGCUAAGCUUGUGUCGAAGAGGCUGAAAUUGAUCGAGCAUGACGUGUACAAACCCCAAUUCAGUAAAGAGAAGGUGAAGGUGACAUUUGGUCUGGACCCGAAAGACAAAGAGCACUGUGGCAUCAUGAUGUACCACAGGAACCGACUCAUUAAAGCCUACGAGAAAGUGGGCUGCCAGCUGAAGGCUUCAGGUCAAAGGGCAGGAGUCGGGGUCAUCGGUGUCAUUGAGUGUAAUUUCCUCAAACCUGCUCACAACAAGCAAGACUUUGAAUACACCAAAGAAUACAGACUCACCCUUGGUGCUUUGGGCCUAAAACUGAACGACUACUGGAAAGAGGUGACGGAGAAGAAAGCCAGAGAGCGAGAGUAUCAGGCUGUGGAAAGAAAUGAAAAUGAAGAUGAGCAUGACACUGACGAGGGUCCCAUAUGGUUACAGUGUGAAGAGUGCCUGAAGUGGCGAAGCGUCCAGGCAAGUCAUUACAACACGGUUCCUGAUAGCUGGAACUGCAGCCAGAACCCCAACCCACGCUACAGAAGCUGCUCUACACCAGAAGAAGCAGAAGACAGCGAAGAGUUGUUAACACCCAGCUACCAGAAGACUCACAAGAAACAAGAUCAUCCAAAAAAGAGGAAACGAGAAAAAUCAUUGGAGGUCUCUGAGUGUCAGGACCAAUCGAGUCUACAUCAAAUCCUCUCACGCUGUUCAUCAGAGCCGAGCCAGCCCACCUUCCAGUCCACACACACACCUGAUCACAUUAGAGCAGCAGGCCAACGCCACACAGAGGAAAACCCAGCAGAGCGAGAUCAGACGAGCUCAGAUCACCAGGCGGAUUGUUAUACAGACACACACGUACAUGACGAUGCACAGACACAAAGCACAGUCAUACAACACAGGCCUGAUGGAAGAGGCACAGUUAUUAAAGACAAGACACAACUCACACAAAAUCAGAUGCAUGAUCGCAGGCUUGGAGAUAAAGAGAGACACAGGAACAUGGACGAAAAAGAAGAGGAGCACACAUUAAGCUUCAAAGGGAAACCAGGAUCAUUAUAUUACUCUGUAAAAAAGAAGCCAUGUCUUAUGAAGAAGCAUCAGCCUGAUUCAGAAGACGUGAGCGCAAAGUUGAAUCCUGUACAACAAACACAAAGAAUUGAGACACUGUCCUUAGAGAAGACGAAGGACAGUAGCAGCCGAGUAGAGAAACCAUCUGACGCAGCACAGCGAAUCCCCACCAGCCUCACCUGGACCUCCGCACUCCCCUUUGCUCAGACCGUCAUGGUAUCUCCUCUGAGUCGAACCGAAGGCCCUUGGAGCAGACCCCUGCCUUCAGAAGGGAGUGACCGGGAAACUCACCUGCAGAAGCUGACUUUGUUAGAGAAAGAGGCCCAGAGGGUGCGCAGGCUUCUCGGUCUGGAAAUCACAAAGAAAACUCAAGGCACGAUGACGACUCACUCUGAAUCCACAGCAAGCCGUGAAGUCAGCUGCCAGACGGACGUGGCUGAGAGCUCUACUUCAUCCAGAAACGCAGCCCCGGAUCCAGGACAUCAGGGGCUGGUCUUCGCUGGUCAGAGAUCUGUGUGUGGGCCGAAAGAACAGCCUGAGCACAACAUACCAAAGAAGGACAAGACGGUACCUCCUGGCAGGAUGAGAGUCGGCGACAGCGAGGCCUUUGAAGACAACAGAUCUUCACUGGAGAAUCUGCGUGGCAUCCGUAACAACGUGGUGGUGCUACUCACAGCCCUCCUGCCCCAACUGGACCUGGCUGGCAUCAGCCUGGAGACCUGCGACGUGGACAACAUCCUGCAACAGAUCAUAGAAGUCAACUCGCUGAAACUAUGAUCAAAUUUUUGAUAGCAGAGAAUGUUUUCACUUAAUUUUUAUGUAAAGUUUGGCUUUAAUUCAUAGACUUAGUGUUUAUGGUUAAAAUACAUACAAUUGUGUUGCUUGCACACAUAGCGCUAGUUUUAUUUGGUCAUAUGCAGUGUUGCCACAGUUACCUUGAAAAAGUAGUCUGAUUAGUGAUUACUUCUUUAAAAAGUAACUUAGUUACUUUACUGAUUACUUGAUUUUAAAAGUAGCUAAGUUAGAUUACAAGUUACUUUAUUAGUUACUUUCAGCAGCUGCCUCAACAUAAAAGUGAGUCCAACAUACUGCCCGACCACCUUCUUCAACUCUCCCCCACUUACUGGUUUUGUACCGAUGUCAAGCUUUUGUUGUGUGGGUGGUAGUUGACCUCCUGCUUUAGUCCCAGCCUGCUUCGCGCCACCUGGUGGGACUUGCUCUGUAAGUUUGACUGUGCCGUGCGUGCAUCCUUUUGAAUGUGUUUCUGUUGCUUGGUCAAUGUUGAACGUUAUUAUUAUUGAACUCAAAGCAAAUGGAUUGCCUCCAGAACGUUUUUUUCUGCCCCAUAUUUGUCAAAUUGGAGCCUUUUAAUUUAGUUCUGUUUAUACUAAAUAUUAUAAUAUUUAAAUACAUUUUGUACACAUGGAUUCAAGAUGAAGUCAUGCUUUUCUAGGUUUGUUCAAACAUCCAAAGGGACGUUUCACAUUUGCAUUAAAAAACUUAAACCA